Eufriesea mexicana is the source of this 1101-nucleotide messenger RNA. RefSeq names its product probable G-protein coupled receptor B0563.6. Gene Ontology annotation, molecular function: G protein-coupled receptor activity. Gene Ontology annotation, cellular component: membrane. The record is from RefSeq and is a predicted model, not a curated record. Lineage: Eukaryota; Metazoa; Arthropoda; Insecta; Hymenoptera; Apidae. Bases 1 to 1101 code for a protein of 366 amino acids. Gene Ontology annotation, biological process: G protein-coupled receptor signaling pathway. The transcript is spliced from 7 exons.
AUGUCGACCACCAGUCGGGCGAAUUUCAGUGGACAAAUAGCGGUGAUUUGCAGAAGAUCACUGUCAACCACUUCAAAAACGUAUUUUGACGGCAUUAGCCUUUGGAUAGUGGAACCCACUUUCCACAGCAUCGCAGUGUACAGCAUUGCAAUUCCUAUAAUUUCGAUCCUAGGGAUAAUUGGAAACGCUUUGAUUCUGUGCGUUCUCUGCAAGGGAAAUUUCAAGGCGUCAGUGUUCACGUAUUUGACAGUUCUUGCAGCUGCCGAUCUCGUCACUUGCGUCAUGCUUCUGUUUUCCGGUCUAGCUAGAGGUGUUUUCUGGUGUGAAAAUGGCUGGCUGCAGUUCGACGUAUUCGUCUAUUUACCUGUGGUCUCCGCUUCGUCCAACCUCGCUGUUUGGGCUACCAUGUGUGUCGCUGUCGACAGACUGGCGAUUGUUUUUAGCUUACCAAAGUGCAAAACACCUAAGUUCUGUGACUAUGAAGUGGCACGAAGGUUGAUGAUUUUCUUUGGUUGUUUUGCUGUUUUAAUUACCGUGCCAUACUGCUUGAUUUUCACUUACAAUGAUCAAGGAGACCUGGUGACGACAAGAUUCUUUCAUUCGUGGCUAUAUAACCUCCAAAACUGGCUACAGUUCGUGAUGUUCGGUAUGAUACCGGCUGUUCUCUUGGUGGUGACGAACAUGAUCAUGUGCCAGUCCGUGAAGAAGACCUUGAGGAAGAAGCAGUUGGUGUUGCAGUACAAAAAUAUCCGCGAAGGAAAUCGUCUGAGAGAUCAAGCGAGAAUGACUGUAAUGCUGAUUGGUAUCGUGUUCGUGUUUGUCCUAGGCGAGGUGCCAACUCAUUUGGCAUCGCGACGUGGCGCACUGUCGCUUCUUUAUGGGGGAGACUUGACAAAGGUGUCGGAGUAUUACAUGGAAAGAUUCCGCAUGUAUGCAACUCUCAUGAACGCUAUAUCGAGUUCGACCAAUUUUGUGCUCUACUGUUUGCUGAACCAACGUUUUCUUUCACAUCUGAAGCAUCUUUUGACGGGUAAAGCCUGGCAGAGAAGCAGUACCAUCAAAUGCAGUGUUCCAUACGCAAUGUCCAAUCGAGUCCAGUGA